AUGGCCAGGCGGGAGGGUCAGGAUGAUAAUCUGGCCCUGGUGAAUAUUCACCAUGGAGCAGAUGAUCUGGCUGAUGAUGCUGAUGAUUGGAACAAGGAAGAUUGCUUCUACCAGUUCAUUGCAUCCGAUCUUUGGAUUGUAGAGAAGGACUGGCAAGAGGCAUAA
Messenger RNA from Dacryopinax primogenitus, 165 nucleotides. RefSeq lists its product as uncharacterized. NCBI's taxonomy places the organism in Eukaryota, Fungi, Basidiomycota, Dacrymycetes, Dacrymycetales, Dacrymycetaceae. The coding region runs from base 1 to 165 and encodes 54 amino acids. The transcript has 2 exons. The record is from RefSeq and is a predicted model, not a curated record.